AUGCGGUUACAGUAUAAAAACCAACUGGAGGUUCUCAGUGUCACCAGUGCUGAAGGACCUGCUAUUCCUGUACUGUACUUGCCCCAGAAAAUAUUCCAAGUACUUGAAUUACUCCUCCUCAUAGAUUCCAUAAAGCAAAGGAUCAUCGGAGGCCAAGAGGUUGAGCCCUACUCCAUAAAAUACCAGGCAUCACUACAGUAUAACAGCCAGCACUACUGUGGAGGAACACUUAUUCACCCACAGUGGGUGGUGUCUGCUGCACACUGCUGGAAGCCAAACUAUUUGAUCAAAGUCGUGCUGAAUGAGUAUGAUCUCUUCAAGAAAGAGGGAGUGGAGAAGGUGUUUAAUGUCUCCAAAACCAUAGUCUACUACCUGUACAACUACAGGACAUUUGAUAAUGACAUCAUGCUCCUCAAACUCGAACAGCCAGCUGACCUGAACGGUAACGUGCAGCCGGCUAAGUUGCCGAGCACAGACACCCCACCAACCUUCGGAGGCAUGCUCUGUGUAGUGAGCGGCUGGGGGGUCACACAGGUCUACAGCUACUAUCUGUCCCCCGUGCUGCGUGCUGUGGAUGUACAGAUCAUUCCCAACUGCCAGAACUACUAUUUGUACAGAAUAACAGACAACAUGGUGUGUGCCGGCUCUCCGCUGGGAGGAAAAGACUCAUGCCAGGGUGACUCAGGUGGCCCUCUGGUAUGUAACGGCUACUUCGAAGGCAUCGUCUCCUGGGGUAUUGGCUGUGCCAGUCCAUAUUUCCCUGGUGUCUACACCAAGGUUCGUAACUACGUCCGCUGGAUCAACUCAACCAUUGACGCCAAUAGGGACUAGACUGUUUUUUCUUCUUGCAGCUUUUUACAGAAAGAAGUGACAUAUCAAAUGUUCAACGAAUACAUAAUGCCUGUGAGAAGUCUGAGACACAGCGCUUUCUGGUAUUAAUAAAUUAGAUUGGGGUCUGGGAGUAAAGUAAAAUCAGACCAAAUUUCAAAAGGUAAGGUUGUAAUGUGUGGGAAAGUUUGCAUAUUCUGGGCAUAUAACAAAGAAUGUGAGUUAAAAACAAGACAUUUAAUGCAUUAGGUCUCGUGUGUUUCUUCAUUAUUAGAAGUAGCUUUCUUCCAUUUUUGUUGAACACUGCUCAACACAGUGCUAAGCAAGUGA
This is a messenger RNA of Tachysurus vachellii, 1158 nucleotides long. RefSeq names its product trypsin-3. Gene Ontology annotation, molecular function: serine-type endopeptidase activity. NCBI's taxonomy places the organism in Eukaryota, Metazoa, Chordata, Actinopteri, Siluriformes, Bagridae. Bases 1 to 831 code for a protein of 276 amino acids. The record is from RefSeq and is a predicted model, not a curated record. Gene Ontology annotation, biological process: proteolysis. The transcript has 5 exons.